Messenger RNA from Ochotona curzoniae (black-lipped pika), 1688 nucleotides. RefSeq names its product pipecolic acid and sarcosine oxidase (gene PIPOX). The coding region runs from base 1 to 1173 and encodes 390 amino acids. Gene Ontology annotation, molecular function: sarcosine oxidase activity; flavin adenine dinucleotide binding; L-pipecolate oxidase activity. The record is from RefSeq and is a predicted model, not a curated record. The transcript has 8 exons. Gene Ontology annotation, cellular component: peroxisome. Lineage: Eukaryota; Metazoa; Chordata; Mammalia; Lagomorpha; Ochotonidae.
AUGGCUGCUCAGAAUGUUCUUUAUGAUGCCAUUGUGAUCGGGGCAGGCAUCCAGGGCUGCUUCACUGCAUACCACCUGGCAAAACACAGGAAGAGGGUCCUCUUGCUGGAGCAGUUCUUCCUGCCACACUCCAGAGGGAGCUCCCAUGGACAGACCCGGAUAAUCCGAAAGGCGUACCCUGAAGACUUCUAUGUCCACAUGAUGGAUGAGUCCUACCAGCUAUGGGCCCAGCUAGAGCAAGAAGUUGGAACCCAACUGCACAGGCACACUGGACUGCUGCUGCUUGGAAUGGCAGGGAAUCCAGAACUAAAGGCAAUGCAGGCUACACUGUCGAGUCAUGGGCUGGAUCACCAGUAUUUUUCAUCUGAAGAACUGAAGCAGCAUUUCCCAAAUAUUCGGGUCACCAAGGGAGAAGUAGGACUCUUGGACAAGUCUGGAGGAGUUCUUUAUGCAGACAAGGCCCUCAGAGCCCUCCAGGAUGUGCUUUGCCAGCUGGGAGGCAUGGUAUGUGAUGGAGAGAAGGUUCUGGACAUAAAACCAGGUCUGCCAGUCACGGUGACAACCACCUCCAGGAGCUAUCAAGCCAAGAACUUGAUCAUCACAGCAGGUCCCUGGACCAACAGGCUGCUCCGUCCCCUGGGCAUUGAGCUACCCCUCCAGACCCUGCGGAUCAAUGUGUGUUACUGGCGAGAGAUGGUUCCUGGGAGCUAUGGUGCUUCCCAGUCCUUUCCUUGUUUCUUGGAGCUGGGCCUGACUCCCCACCACAUCUAUGGGCUGCCCUCCAGAGAGUACCCAGGGCUCAUGAAGAUCUGCUAUCACCACGGGGAUGCCGUGGACCCCGAGGAGCGCGACUGUCCCACAGCAUUGACAGACAUCCAAGACGUCCAGAUCCUGUGCCAUUUUGUCCGAACUCACCUACCUGGCCUGAAGCCAGAGCCUGACAUCCUGGAACACUGCAUGUACACAAACACCCCUGACAGACACUUUGUUCUUGAUCGCCACCCAAAGUAUGACAACAUAGUCAUUGGUGCUGGAUUCUCUGGGCAUGGAUUCAAGCUGUCCCCUGUUGUGGGGAAGAUCUUGUGUGAACUAAGCAUGAAAUUAACCCCAUCCUACGAUUUGACACCUUUUCGAAUCAGCCGCUUUCCUGGCCUGGGCAAGGCUCACCUUUGACCUCCUAUCUUUGACCUCCCUUCUGUGCCCAGGAUCCCUAGGCUGUGUGAGAGACCUUGCAGAGAAGUGGCCCUGACAUGUCCCACUUUCCUCCUGCCUCUAUUGGAUCCUCAAAUGGUUUAGUCAACCUACUUUUCCUGUCAAGAUCCCCAAUCCUAGUGACUUCCUUACUUCCGGAAGGUCAGUUCCAUAGUCUAUAAUCACAGAGGAGCAACAUCGAGAUGAACAUCGAGAUGAACAUCUCAAAGAAGGAGGGGGGCACAAAGACUGGCCUAGGGGACUAAAACAGUUUCUAAAAAUUCUCUUCACUGGACAUUCAUGAACUUGGCACAAAUUUGUCUAAGCCUGCUCGGGGGAGAGUAAAUAAGAUAACCUCUUAUAUUUCCCUACCACGUUCCUUUCCCUUAAACUACAGACAGUCUCCAUCACAAACUCUUAAAAAAAUUCAGCUGAUCUUAAGUGCACCAUAAAUGUUUGUUGAAAAAGAAUUGUGGAACAAACAAAUAAAUAGUUGC